This is a messenger RNA of Centropristis striata (black sea bass), 1666 nucleotides long. RefSeq names its product tubulin tyrosine ligase-like family, member 9 (gene ttll9). Gene Ontology annotation, molecular function: tubulin-glutamic acid ligase activity; tubulin binding. Bases 131 to 1438 code for a protein of 435 amino acids. Lineage: Eukaryota; Metazoa; Chordata; Actinopteri; Perciformes; Serranidae. The record is from RefSeq and is a predicted model, not a curated record. Gene Ontology annotation, cellular component: cilium. Gene Ontology annotation, biological process: protein polyglutamylation; microtubule cytoskeleton organization. The transcript is spliced from 14 exons.
CAACAAACUCCGCAAGAACUAGCUAACGUUAGAUAAACUGCUUACUAAAUGCUAUUUAGUAGAAUUUUGUUUAAUACAACGCUAGUUAACUGUCUAGUUAACUUUUUCUAGUAUCAUAGCGGGUGCUUCCAUGUCAAAGUAUAAGGCAUCUGGAUACAAAGGGUCAUAUGACAAUAGCAAAAGCGAAGAGCGGGAGGGAAGAAGUUGUGUCCGUUACAAAUGUGGUCUACUCAACACCAUACAGGAUGUCCUGCGCCAAAGACCAGGUUGGGUUGAAGUCAAAGAUGAAGGAGAGUGGGACUUCAACUGGUGUGAUGUGGGCUGGCUCAGGGAGAAUUUUGAUCAUUCAUACAUGGAGGAACAUGUUAGGAUAAACCACUUUCGCAACCAUUAUGAGCUGACUCGUAAAAACCUAAUGGUGAAAAACCUCAAAAGACACCGGAAAAAUCUUGAAAGGGAUGUUUGCCGCAUGGAGGCAUCCAAAUGUGAUUUUUUCCCCUGCACCUUUGCACUGCCCAGUGAAUAUCAUCUCUUUGUAGAGGAAUUCAAAAGAAGUCCUGGCAGCACCUGGAUCAUGAAGCCGGUAGCAAAAUCUCAAGGGAAAGGCAUUUUCCUGUUCAGGAAACUGAAAGACAUCAUGGAUUGGAAGAAGGAUGGCACCCGCUCAGAAGAACAGAAAGAUGCAGCACAAGUGGAAAGCUAUGUGGCCCAACGCUAUAUAGAGAACCCCUACCUAAUUAAUGGUAGGAAAUUUGAUCUGAGAGUCUAUGUGCUGGUCACAUCAUAUGUUCCCUUGAAGGCCUGGCUUUAUCGAGAUGGCUUUGGCCGCUUCUCCAGCACCCGCUUCUCUCUUAUCAGUAUUGAUGACAAGUAUAUGCACCUCACCAAUGUGGCUGUUCAGAAAACAGCGCCAGACUAUGAUCCUGAAAAGGGAUGUAAGUGGCAAAUGCAACAACUUCGAAGAUACCUGACUGCAAAGCAUGGAAGAGAGAUGGUUGAAACCCUGUUUAAAGAGAUGGAUAACAUCUUUGUCCGCAGUCUACAGAGUGUGCAAAAGGUCAUUAUAAAUGACAAACACUGCUUUGAACUCUAUGGGUACGACAUUCUACUGGAUCAAAACCUCAAACCAUGGUUAAUUGAGGUGAACGCCUCUCCAUCACACACACCCAGUAGUCAAGAGGAUUACGAGAUGAAGUGCCGACUGCUGGAAGACACUCUGAAUGUUGUUGAUAUGGAGGGAAGGCUGACUGGCAAAGAGAAAAGAGUGGGUGGUUACGAUCUCAUGUGGAAUGACGGGCCUGUCUAUAAAGAAGAUGUCAACCUAGAAACAUUUGGCAGUUCCUGUUUCACUGCCAACACACACUUAGGGUGUGUGAAUGACAGAGAAAAGCAGCUUCGUUGGCUUCUGAAACCAUUUCCAGGUCAGAAGAGGAUGUAACACACUUAACAUUUCUUAUGUCGCACCACUGUUGCACUAAGUGUGUGUCUGAGAAAAGACAGGCUCCAGUGAACACAGAUAACUGAAAAACAUCAGUAACAUUCUAUACAAAAUGAGCUAUGUGAUGAUCUGAGCUUUUCUUGUGUGCAAGAAACCUUGUGAAAAUUUCAGCUACAGGGAUAAGGCUGGUUAACUAAGUAGCAUUUAAUAAAUAAAUAAAGACAGUUA